Molecule: messenger RNA, 2908 nt
Organism: Schistosoma turkestanicum
Lineage: Eukaryota; Metazoa; Platyhelminthes; Trematoda; Strigeidida; Schistosomatidae
Source: the annotation of a GenBank genome assembly
AUGACAUUGUGCAAUAACUUUUUAUUCAAAAGAGAAGUUAGUUUUCAUAUGGAGACGUUAUAUUUUGACUUUUAUGCAAAUGGUGAGAUUCGUUUUUCUUCAAUAUAUUCUGGUACUACUACUACUACUACUACUACUACUACUACUAAUAAUAAUAAUAAUAAUAAUAAUAAUAAUAAUAAUAAUAGUGAUCAUCGUAGAUCCGGAGGGCACGAUUAUCGUCGUCAUACAUCUGGACAUAUACAUUCAUCGGAUUCACAUCCUCGUACAUUUAGCGGAGGAGGUGCAACACAUAGUGAAGUUGGUGAAGGCGGUGUAGGCGGUCUUGUUGGUGAUAGUCACGGUGGUGGUCAUUCUUCAUUUGGUGGUCACGAACCAGGCGGUGUAAUGGAUGCAACAUUUAUUUGGAAAUUAACUAAACUUGGACGAAUUGGUUCAUCUCGUCUACGGUUUGAUGAUGAUUUUGCUGAUAGACUUAAUUAUCAAUAUACUGGAGUAUUAAUGUUUUUAUUCAUUGGUCUUAUAGGAAUAAGACAAUAUGUUGGUAAACCUAUUCAAUGUUGGAUACCACAAGAAUUUACACGUGGUUGGGAAGAAUAUGCUGAAAAUUAUUGUUGGGUAUCAAAUACUUAUUUUGCUCCAUUACAGCAUAGUUUACCUCCAGCACCAGAUAGAGAAAUGUUACUAAUUGGUUAUUAUCAAUGGGCACCAAUUGUUAUGGCUAUACAAGCUAUGUUAUUUUAUUUACCCUGUCUUAUAUGGCGUUUAUUUAUGGCACAAUCAGGUUUCAAUGUUAGACGUAUACUACAAAUGUCAUGUGAUUCAAAUGUUCUACUCCCUGAGCAUACAAUGAAAAAUGUACGUUUUAUAGCACGUUAUAUGGAAGGUUGUAUUUAUCGACAAAGAGAUUAUCGUAAAAGAAAAUUAUCAACUAUUUUAGGAUUUUCUCCAACAAGUUAUACAGGUCUUGGACAAUCACCUCAUUUACUACAUCAUGUUCAUCAUCAACAUUAUUCUCCAGCUUAUCAUCAACAACAAUCACAAUCACAGCAACCACAUUCACAUCAUCCUCCUCCUCCACCACCACCACCUCAUUCAGUACCAUAUUUGCCAACAAGUCAAUUUCAUCAUCAAUUAACUACAAUUAAUCCAAGACAAUCAUCACCAUUAAAUGGUCAUGAUGAAAAUCGUUAUGUCAAUAAUACUAAUAAUAAUAAUAAUAAUGAUCAUCAAAUGGAACCCAUGUUAAUAUCAUCACAACGACGUAGUUCGAAUACAUCACUGUUAGAUAAAAUACGUCAUAGUUUCUCUAUGGAUAAUGAAAAUGGUAAAAAAGCUAAAAAACGAUUAGCAUCUGUAACAGAAGAACAAACUAAUGUAUUUGCUUCAACAAUGGAAACAUUGAAUUCACGAAAUAGUGGUGAGUAUCCUUAUCACACACAUCCUCAUCCUCAACAUCAACAACCAAUCAUGAUUGGACGUUUAAAAAUUGACGAUAGUCAAACACAACAACAACAACAAAAUUUAUCAUCGACGAAUUUCAACGCAACAACAACAACUGCGACAACACCAAGUUCAUAUCGUUCCACUACUAACGCUACAAUCAACAAUACAUUACCAACUACUAUGUAUCAAACAAAUAAAAAAGAUAAAACAUUUAAUAAUCAUCAUCAUCAUCAUCAUCAUUUACGUAAACAUCAUUUAUUACAUCAAUGUUCAUGUACAUGUUGUUGUGGUAAACGUCAGGGAAAUUUUUUAGUUGUAUUAUAUUUUUUUACAAAAUUCUUAUAUUUAAUUAAUAUUAUUGGACAAUUAUUUAUGAUGGAAAAAUUUGUUGGUAAUGAUAGUACAUUUUAUGGUUUUCGUGUAUUAUAUGAUUUGCUGAAAGGACGUGAAUGGUUUCAUUCGGGUAAUUUUCCACGUGUAACAUUUUGUGAUUUUGAAGCGAAAAAACUUGGUAAAAAUCAUAAGUAUACCCUACAAUGUGUCCUACCAUUAAAUAUGUUCCUAGAGAAGAUUUACAUAUUCCUAUGGUUUUGGCAUUGUUUAGUUGGUAUAGUUACAUUGAGCAGUUUCAUUAUUUGGUUCUUUCGUAUGGGCUCGUCAAAAUGUCGUGUGAAAUUUAUUCGAAAAUAUUUGAAAAUUAUGUCAGUAAUGCGUGAUACAGACAAAGCGGCAACUAGUAAAUUUGUUGAAAAUUAUUUACGUCCCGAUGGUGUAUUUCUAAUUCGUUUAAUUGCAAUCAAUGUUGGUGAUUUAAUGGCUGGUGAUUUAACUUGUGAACUAUGGCAUAUUUAUCGACAUAAACGUUUGCAUGAAACAAUUGAAGAACAGAAAUAUCUGGAUGCAUUUAGUAAUACACCUGGAGAUUAUUUAAUUAAUAACAACAAUAAUAAUAAUAACAAUAAUAUUAAUGGUUCUAAUUAUGUCGGUGAAACAAAUGAUUUACUCAUUGGAGCCACAGCACCAUCAUCUAGAUAUUCACAGAAAAAUCAUUCACCAACUGCUCCACCUGGUCAAAAUGCCAUUAUUAGUACCACGUCAAAUGUAACAUUAUCUGGAACAAAUAUUAUUAAUGCUGUGACAAAUCAUAGUUCCAGUAAUAAUGAUGAUAGUAUUGUGUAGUUAGUUCGCUGACAUUCAUUAACUUGUAUGCUUCUUUAGUCGACGAUUACUCAUUGAUAAAGAAGAAGUGAAUGCACAGUGGUAUACACAUAAUUCUGUAUAUAUAUAUAUAUACACACACACACUAACAUUCAUUGCAUACAUACACAUAUAUAUAUAUAUAACUAGUAUAUUCUUGAGUCAUUCAAACGAUAUAUCGAUUUUUUUAAUCAAUAAUUCUCAAACAGGUGCAUUUCCAUAAUCAAUAUUGUCUGUUAUGAUUAUCAAUAUUAUUAUUAUUAUU